Molecule: messenger RNA, 1611 nt
Organism: Trypanosoma brucei brucei TREU927
Lineage: Eukaryota; Euglenozoa; Kinetoplastea; Trypanosomatida; Trypanosomatidae
Product: t-complex protein 1 subunit delta
Exons: 1
Coding region: 1-1611 (536 amino acids)
Biological process (GO): protein folding
Cellular component (GO): chaperonin-containing T-complex
Molecular function (GO): ATP hydrolysis activity; ATP binding; ATP-dependent protein folding chaperone
Source: RefSeq, a predicted model, not a curated record
AUGUCUACCAAGAAGGCAAAUGAAAACAAGAAAGACACAAACACACAAACUGAUGUGCGUCUAAGUAACAUCACCUCUGCCAAAGCUGUGGCGGAUUGUAUUCGCACUUCUCUCGGCCCUCGAGGCAUGGAUAAGAUGAUUAUUGAACCUCGCGGUGAGGUAAUCAUCAGUAACGAUGGUGCGACGAUCCUUUCCAAACUGCAGGUAACUCACCCGUGUGCCAAGAUGUUGGUGGAACUUUCCAAAGCACAGGAUGUGGAGGCGGGAGACGGGACUACAAGUGUUGUAGUGCUCUGUGGCGCUCUGCUACGUGCUGUGGAGGAACUGCUGUUGAAGGGAAUUCAUCCGACGCAGAUAUCCGAGUGUUUCAACGAAUGUGCUAAAUUAGCUGAACAGGUGUUGGAAGGGAUGAGCGUGAAAAUUGACAUCAACGACAGGGAGACGCUCAUUAGGGCCGCCAUCACGUCGCUAAACUCAAAAAUCAUUUCGCAGAAUAGCGAUUUGAUAGCCCCAAUGGCUGUGGAUGCGGUGAGGCAAAUAAUGAGGGAUAACGGCGACGUGGAUUUGCGAGAUGUGCGCAUCGUGACGGCCCUCGGAGGGACAAUCGACGAGUCGGUAAUGCUUUCGAACGGUAUGGUGUUCAAGCAGAAGGCGUCCCACGUCGCCGGUGGUCCAGUGCGCAUUGCAAACGCCACAAUAGCCCUUAUUCAGUUUCAGCUUUCGCCACCCAAGACGGACAUGGAGAGUACUGUUACUAUCAGCGACUACAACCAGAUGGAUCGGGCGUUAAAGGAGGAACGAAAGUACCUUCUGAACCUUUGCAAACAGAUUAAGGAUGCAGGUGUAAAUGUGCUGCUGGUGCAAAAAUCCGUUCUUCGUGACGCUGUGACCGUGCAGAGUCUCGACUUCCUCGCCAAGAUGAAGAUCAUGGUGGUAAAGGACGUUGAGCGCAGCGACAUCGACUUUAUUACCAAAACGAUCGGGUGCCUCCCUGUGGCGAACAUAGAGAACUUGAAGCCGGAGAAAUUUGGCCAUGCAGAUCUUGUGGUAGAGGAAAACACCCCGAGCGGAAAGAUUAUCCGAAUCACGGGGGUGCAGCCUCCGUCGGAGAAGAUUAACCUGCAGCUCUUUGGAAAAACUGUUACUUUUUUCUUACGCGGAAGCAAUAACCUGAUGCUGGAGGAGGCUGAGCGUGCGCUACAUGAUUCGCUUUGUGUGAUCCGUUCCAUCGUGAAGAAGCGCGCCAUUGUAGCUGGUGGUGCCGCUGGCGAAACUGAGGUGUGCCUUCAACUCAGCAAAUACGCACGGGAGCGCGCUCAGGGUAUGCAAACCUUUUGCAUGCGUGCCUUCGCAGAUGCUUUCGAGGUUGUCCCAUACACACUAGCCGAAAAUGCCGGCCUUCAGCCUAUUUCUAUCGUAACGGAGCUCCGCAAUGCGCAUGCCAGUGGAAACAAGAACGCUGGUGUUAACGUACGAAAAGGUUGUGUGACAGAUAUGGUGGAGGAGAAUGUCGUGCAGCCGCUACUGGUGUCGACGUCGGCUGUCAGGCUCGCUGCGGAAUGUGUGAUGAUGAUCCUCAAGAUCGACGACAUCAUCAUGACACGGGCGUAA